Neopsephotus bourkii (Bourke's parrot) is the source of this 1764-nucleotide messenger RNA. RefSeq names its product Krueppel-like factor 5. Gene Ontology annotation, molecular function: RNA polymerase II cis-regulatory region sequence-specific DNA binding; DNA-binding transcription factor activity, RNA polymerase II-specific. Gene Ontology annotation, biological process: regulation of transcription by RNA polymerase II. The transcript is spliced from 5 exons. NCBI's taxonomy places the organism in Eukaryota, Metazoa, Chordata, Aves, Psittaciformes, Psittacidae. The record is from RefSeq and is a predicted model, not a curated record. The coding region runs from base 207 to 1547 and encodes 446 amino acids.
CUCCUCCGGCUUCCCCACUGCUUCCAGGUUGGCGUUCCUCCUCCUGCGGCAGGUAAAGCCUUCCCGCGACCCGGCUCCUCCGGGAUCGGCCCCUCGCUCCCGCUGCCUCGUCCCCUUUCCCCUCCCCUUCCUUUCAUCUUUCCCCCCUUUCUUUACUACAACCCCCGGACCGGACCGGUUUUCCCGGGGGCAGCGGGGCGGGAGGAAUGAGCAGCGGGCUGGUGCUGCGCACCCCGCUCCCCGAGGACGCCUCCGUCUUCACCGCCCUGAAACCCGUCACCAUGUCCGGGGAACCCGGGGAAGACGCUCCCGUCUUUGAGGACAUCAAACCCCCUUCCCGGCCCCUGGAAAACCCGCCCGAGCUGGCGCAGCUGCACCCCCUGCGGAUGGAACAGCGGAUGCCGCCGCUCAUUCUCGAGGCACGGUCCGAAAUGGACAAGUACCUUUCAAACGAGGUGCCCCCCAUCUCAAUGCUGCCAGACAAGAAGUACCGCCGGGAGAGCGCCUCGGUGGUGGACGAGUUCUUCUCCACAGAGAAGCCGUCUUCCACCCCGUACAGCGUGAACAUCAACGUCAUCCUGCCCGACACGACGCACCUGCGCACGGGACUGUACCGGCCCCCCAAACCCAUGGCUCCCUUCCCGCAGAUCAAAACUGAGCCCGGCACCAGCUUUGCCCAGCCCUGCUCCUCUGCCUCCACGCAGACCCUGCCCGACUUCACCAGUGUCUUCAGCAUGCCCCAGUCGGUGGCGGUGAACAACAUCUUCAUCAAGCAGGAGCUGCCCUCCGAGAUCCCCUUGCCCACCAACCCACAGCAGCCCCAGCUUUACCAGAUGCCUCUUGGCAAUGGAAGUGCUGACAUCACCUCCCUGACAUCCUCCUCCAACACCACCACAGCCAUCAACAGCCUCAGCGGUGUCACCAUGUCCACAGGUAGCGCCAUGUCCAGCGUGGUCCACAGGCCUGUCCAGCCAGUGAAGCAGUACCCACACAUCUCCCAGGGACAGGGGAACUUCAGCAUCUCAGGGCAGUUCUACCCUGCCCCAGGGGUGAACCUGCCCCCGUCACCCCCCAACUCACAGCCUGGAAGCCCAGAAAACCAGCCUGAGCUCAUCAACACCAUCUCUCCCCCUCCAUCCUAUGAAGCCACGUUUGGACUGAAGUUGGUCCAGUCAUCCCAGGUCCCCCCAGUCCCCAAUGGCCUUGGGACCCUCUCCCAGGGGCACAUUGCCAUGCAGCCCCCCAAAUACAACAGACGCAACAACCCUGAGCUGGAGAAGAGGAGAAUCCAUCACUGUGAUUACCCAGGCUGCUCCAAGGUUUAUACCAAGAGCUCGCACCUGAAGGCCCAUCAGAGGACUCACACAGGUGAGAAGCCCUAUAAAUGCACCUGGGAAGGCUGCGACUGGCGCUUCGCCCGCUCCGACGAGCUGACCCGGCACUAUCGGAAGCACACGGGUGCCAAGCCCUUCAAGUGCCUCGCCUGUGGGCGCUGCUUCUCCCGCUCCGACCAUCUGGCUCUGCACAUGAAGCGGCACCAGAACUAGGACCUGUCCCCGUUCACCUCUCCAAGAGCAGCUGAAACUCUUCAUUCUUUCCCAAGGGGACCUCUCCUCUUCUUGUAUGUAAGAACAAACCCAUGCUGUGAUCAACUGGAGGGGCAGGGGUAGGGGAUGCCCCCUCUAUAGCCCUGUCCCCAACUGCUUCUGGUUUUAAAGGAAAUCUUCUUUCUAAAGAGCUAUAAUUAAAGACUUGAUCUCAUGA